AUGGCACCCGGGACGAGUGGGGCACCACAUCAUGGUGAAUUAAAUGAUGGGUUCAGUAAAGAUAAGGCAUCUAUUAACGAAAAUGAAGUUCAUGAGCCAGAUAUGGAUGAUCAGAACAUGGCAAAAUUGGGGAAACCGCCAAGAAAUCUUCCUUUGAUGAGGCAUUGCAUCAGCCAUGCCAUGUUGGCAGGUACCUCAGUCUUGGAUCUACCCAAUGGAGCUGUUGGUCGAGAACAAUCAGGGGAGAGUUCUGGAUUUUCGCCUGUAUUCCGCUCAGGGAGCUGUUCUGAGAAGGGCCCCAAGCAGUAUAUGGAGGAUGAGUUUAUUUGUAUAGAUAAUCUUCGUGAACAUCUUAGUGAAGCUUCAAAAGUCCACUCUUCUGGAGCUUUUUAUGGGGUCUUUGAUGGGCAUGGUGGUAUAGAUGCUGCCUCAUUCACGAAAAGGAACAUCCUCGAAUUUAUUGUUGAAGAUUCAUAUUUCCCAUCCUCAAUUAAAAGGGCUAUUAGAAAUGCUUUUGUAAAAGCUGAUCAUGCACUAGCUGAUGCCAGCUCUCUCGAUAGAACCUCUGGCACCACUGUGAUCACUGCCCUUGUUUUAGGACGGACUAUGCUAGUUGCUAAUGCUGGGGACUCGAGAGCAGUGUUAGGAAAACGAGGAAGAGCAGUUGAGCUGUCAAGAGACCAUAAACCGAACUCUACUUCUGAAAAAAUUAGAAUCGAGAAAUUAGGAGGUACCAUCUAUGAUGGAUAUCUCAAUGGCCAACUAUCAGUUUCACGCGCUCUUGGAGAUUGGCAUUUGAAAGGUCAGAAAGGUGCAAAUUUUCCCUUAAGCUCAGAACCUGAGAUGGAGGAGGUGGUCUUGACGGAAGAAGACGAGUUUUUGAUAAUAGGGUGUGAUGGGCUGUGGGAUGUCAUGAGCAGCCAGUGUGCUGUGACAAUCACCAGGAAGGAACUCAUGCUGCAUAAUGAUCCUGAGAAGUGCUCAAAAGAGCUAGUCAGGGAGGCACUCAAGCGCAACUCGUGUGAUAAUCUAACAGUUGUUGUGGUGUGCUUCUCUCCUGAUCCACCACGCAGAAUUGAAAUCCCUAAGACACAGAGGAGAAGGAGCAUUUCAGCCGAAGGUUUGGAUCUUUUAAAAGGUGUCCUCAGCAGCAAUGUAUGA
This is a messenger RNA of Oldenlandia corymbosa var. corymbosa, 1161 nucleotides long. Lineage: Eukaryota; Viridiplantae; Streptophyta; Magnoliopsida; Gentianales; Rubiaceae. The record is from the annotation of a GenBank genome assembly.